This is a messenger RNA of Sporothrix schenckii 1099-18, 1152 nucleotides long. RefSeq lists its product as uncharacterized. The transcript has 2 exons. Bases 1 to 1152 code for a protein of 383 amino acids. Lineage: Eukaryota; Fungi; Ascomycota; Sordariomycetes; Ophiostomatales; Ophiostomataceae. The record is from RefSeq and is a predicted model, not a curated record.
AUGGCGGCAGCACCACAAGAGUCGCCCGCCGCUCUUGUCUCACUCAAGCACCUGGAUGCUGAGCGCUUGUCCGUUUUCACGCUGGCACUGGAGAACAUUUUGAGUCUCUCUGACGUCGAGCUCACAUAUGCACAAAUUGUUGACGGGCUCCCGCUCCGAAAAGCGUAUGCCGAGUCCCACUGGCCUGUCCCGACCAUCGUCUCGGAGCACGAAUCCCUGUGCGAUGGCGCCUUGGACCGCGUGCGCGAUGCCAGGAGCAAGCUGAACAUGGAGACACUUCUCUUUCCGCAGACAGCCCUGGAGCGAUACACCGACGCCCGUGCUGGCUCCGUUGCAUUUUGUCUCUGCUUGAUUGAGCUGCUGGCCGUCGCAUGCCAUCAAAUUGGCGCCACCCUCUACGAAUGGAGCGACGCCGAUGCCCUCCAUAGCCGCACAUCCGUGCUGGCCACCAUCGGUCACGAGCUGGACGCGAACCGGCGCAACCGUGUCUGCCAUCCGAGCCAUCUGCCGAAACACACUCACUUCUACUACCGCAGCUACAUCUACCAAGAUCAAUACCCGCGGGGCGUGGCCGACAUGGUGGGCUACUGGGCGGAGACACGCAUUUUUGGCGGCGUCGCCGUGUUUGACCGGGGCCGUUCUGGUGACGCCAAUGGCGGCGUGUACUUUCACUCCGACAGAAAUAACUACGGCACCUCGUUGUACCCGCCGACCGAAGACCAGUUGAAGGCGCUCAUGGCAUUCUUCACGUCUACAGCAGCCGCAUCCCUACCCCCCGAAGCAAGCCCCCUUCCCGUCGUUUCUAAAGACAAUCGGUGGCGGUGGGACGCGGGCUUCGCAUUCCUCCACUGGAACAUCUUUCGGGACCGCUACGAGCGACAUGUAGGACAAAACUAUCGGCCAUAUCGCCACAAAAUGCCGUCCAGUACGUGGCCCGAAGUCGGCGACGACAAUGAAAUUUUCCGUCAGUUUGUGAUUGAACACGGUGGACUCGGGCCGGUGGACCACGCGGCCAUUGCGACGGCCAAGGAGAACCUGAAAAAGAUCACACCCACAUCGCCGAAAUGGCGCGGACCAAUGCCGAGCAUGGAUGAGCCCAAUCCGCCGUGGAAGCCGCCCUACUACCACGACCUGACGAGGCAACUGGAGUAG